Messenger RNA from Prunus mume (Japanese apricot), 1987 nucleotides. Its product is annotated as UDP-glycosyltransferase 13-like. NCBI's taxonomy places the organism in Eukaryota, Viridiplantae, Streptophyta, Magnoliopsida, Rosales, Rosaceae. Gene Ontology annotation, molecular function: UDP-glucosyltransferase activity. The record is from RefSeq and is a predicted model, not a curated record.
GUAACCCCUCGUGGUCGUUUGUAUCUUUUUGUUCAUAUAUUAUUCACUUACCCCAAAAAAAAAUUGAUAAGCAAUUUUGAUUUGGACAUGUCAACGCUCUGUUAGUUGGAAAAGUUCAAACUUUCUUGGCCUUCAAGAUAAGUUGUAUGUCCCUUUUGCAGCUGGAUUUGGCCUAUUUGACUAUGCUGGUCAGUGGUCACAGACGUGAGCCAUUUGACCACAUACACACAUUCAGUGCACCUGCUGGUCAUGGAAGCAUAUUUUCGUUGUCGUAAUGUCCACACUCAUACGCAUGCCUCCUUACCUUAUCAAUAUAAGUACGCCCUCCACUGCUUCCAUUGUAGCUACUCUAACACUCAUCAAAGUACUCUCACCAAACCAUUCUUUUCCAUUAAAAUGUCGGAUUCCGUUGAUCUACAAGUCACUCAUGUAGCUCUCCUUCCAAGUGCCGGCAUGGGCCAUCUCACGCCCUUCCUUCGACUUGCUGCUUUACUCACGGCGCACAAUGUCCAUGUCACCUUCAUCACUCCUAGUCCAACUGUCUCACUUGCAGAAUCACAGAGCUUGUCUCACUUAUUCACUACCUUUCCACAAAUUACUCAAAAGCAUCUUCAUCUCCUUCCACUUGAUCAGCCCUCUGCCAAUUCAGAAGACCCUUUUUACUACCAUUUCGAACUAAUUCGCCGUUCUUCUCACCUACUCCCCUCUCUUCUAUCUUCGCUCUGUCCACCUCUCUCUGCUAUAAUCACAGACAUGAGCUUGGCCUCCACAGUUAUCCCUUUAACUGAUUCUCUUGGACUUCCUAACUACAUUUUCUUCACAUCAUCUGCCAAAAUGUUGACAUUUUAUGUAUCCUUCCACACUAUGCUUGGUCCAAAUCAUGAGAUAGAAGACCACACAAAAGUUUCAGGUUUAGAACAAAUACCAAAAGCAUGGAUUCCUCCACCACUUCUACAGGGCGGUAAUAAUCUUCUGAAGACCUUUUUCUUAGAGAAUGGUAAGAAGAUGACAGAAUCAAGUGGAAUUUUGGUAAACACAUAUGAAAGUAUAGAGCGUGAGACUCUGGCAGCACUAAAUGAGGGCAAAGUAUUGAGAAAGCUACCAUCAGUGAUUGCCAUUGGGCCACUUGCACCAUGCAUCUUUGAGGAAAGUCAACAACUGGCAUGGCUUGAUGAUCAACCAACUGGGUCAGUGCUCUAUGUUAGCUUUGGAAGUAGGACUGCCAUGUCAAGGGACCAAAUCAGAGAGUUGGGUGAUGGCUUGGUGAGGAGUGGUUGUAGGUUUCUGUGGGUUGUUAAGGACAAGAAAGUUGACGUGGGAGACGACAAGAAGCUGAUUGAGGUGCUUGGACAGGGAUUACUGGAAAGGGUUAAGAAAAAUGGAUUUGCAGUGAAGAACUGGCUCAACCAACAGGAGAUAUUGAGCCAUCCAGCAAUUGGUGGGUUUUUAAGCCACUGUGGCUGGAACUCCUUGACUGAGGCUCUCUGGAACGGUGUGCGAAUAUUAGCAUGGCCGCAACAUGGGGACCAGAAAAUCAAUGCAGAUUUGGUGGAGAGAAUUGGACUGGGAACGUGGGAUAAGAGUUGGGGUUGGGGUGAGGGGGAGAUGUUAGUGAAAGCACAGGACAUUGCAGAGAGGGUUAGAGAGAUAAUGGGAAACAAGUUGCUGAGAUUGCAAACUGACCACAUUAGAGAAGAGGCCAGAAUGGCUGUUGGAGAUGGUGGUAGUUCUACAAAGAGACUUUAUGCUCUCAUCGAGAUAUGGAAGAGGGUUCAGGUAGUAUGAUAGUUAAAACCUUCAUUUUCCGAACCCAUCUGCGUUGGGAAAUUCCUAGAUGAAAACAGCACUGAGAUCAGAUUAGAAACAAAGAUGUAUUCAGUUGAGACAAAUCACAUAUAGGUCAAACCACAAUCUCAUAAUAUUUGAAACCACUGUUAGGUUACAUCAAACUAUAAUAAUAGAACAAAAAUAACUUCUGCGUUUAUUA